AACCUGAUGUACAACAUACUCCAAAAUCAGAGAUAAGGUCAAGAAAAAUAAAUAAUAAAUGUGUAAUAAACUAUUAUCUGGACGCCUACACACUUUCACUUUUAAAAUUUAACAUUUUCUCGUCAAUAACCCCUGGGAUAUUAUUCCAUAGAAGGCUAUCUUAUUCAAUGCUAUGAUAUUCCAAAUGGCUGUUGGGGAUCAGCUAUUAUGGGAAAAUAAAUGGUUGAAUAUUUAUGUGUGUUCGGUAUCUUCCCCAUGAAUCUUUUGAUCUCUGAAAUCUUUUUACAACAAAAUGUGAUUGUAAAAAAAGAAAUUGGAUGGCUGCGUGUAGUGAAAAGUCAGUCUGACAUAAAUAAACUAAAUUUUUGAAAGCACCCAUCCAAUCAUUUGAUGAGAACCUGCAUGUCUACAAAUUUUAAAAAUCAUUCCCAAUAACAAAGAACCUGCUGAUAGUUUGUUGGAUUUUAGCAAUUUUACUAUUGUGAAUACCUUUCAAAGGAUUAAACUUUAGCUCAGUACUGGUGAUCUUUGAAGGUUCUAAAUGACAAUUCAGCAUGACUGGCUCAAACACCAUUGAGGGAACCUCAGCACAGCUCCCCACAAUGGCAGAAAUUGACUGACUAAUAUGGACAUGCCAGACACGUUUCCAUUUGCCCUGGAUGACUUGUUGAUUUUAAACACCACUGUGAUCCCAUACAACUCCAACACCACAGGGCUAUACAGCAACUUUGUCAAUAUCAUCAACUCCACAACAUGGGCAAACCUGCAGCCGCAGAACAUCCAUGAAAGAGCAGACGAAAUCUUCACCAAACCAGAAAACAUAAUCACCCUUAUUUUGUGUUUCUUGGCGCUAGCCAUCAAUGCCAUGUCCAUCGCUGCCACCGCUCACAUUCCACACGGACUGACCAAUCACUCCAAACUAAUCAUCAGUUUAGCGGCGUCCGAUAUCCUCGUCACAAUCAGCGUUUUCAUGCACAUACUUAUCAAGGUCCUGGUGGCUCCCAUCAUCCUCCCCACUCUGGAUAAUAUGUCUGAGAGACUGACCUCUGCAUGCAUGUUCCAGUUCGUCAAUUCCAUCAACAUCACCGCACAUAUUAUUUCAUUGCUAAAUCUGUUUGCGAUGGCCCUUGACCACUACAUUUCAAUUCUGCAACCCCUACACUACUAUCAUAUCAUGAACCGUUUCCGUGGGAAUCUCAUGAUCACAGUCUUAUGGGUUACGGCAUUCGUUGGAGGAUUUUCCAAUUUCUUUGCUGGAUUUGCAAAGACAGCAGAAGACAGUUAUAUGAAUUUCUGUGAAUAUACUCUUUACACAGAAUAUCAAGCAGAAUAUAUUGUGAUCAUCAUGGCUUUGAUUUGUCUGAUUUCCAUUUCAGUCAUCUACAUACGCAUAUACCGAGAGGUGAAGCGAAUUAAUGCAAAAUGUGCAACUCUUCUCAAAGAUGGUUUGCACAACAAGAAAGCCCUUCGUACCACUUUACUUAUCAUCAGUACAUUUGUCGUCUGCUGGUUGCCAAGCAUGACAUUUCAAAUAGCCAUGAUUAUACAAGUACACGUCAACACGGAUUCUGUGAAAGAUCUCUUCGAGACUCUGAUCCGUGCCAACAAAUACCUAUACGCUCUCUUAAUUGUAAAUUCGCUUUGUGACCCCGUAAUCUACGCAGUGCGACUAAAAGAGGUGCAGCACGGGUAUUUCAGACUACUGUCCCGCUGUUCCAAGUUUUAUCAGGACAAAGUUCGACGGGAAAUUUACAACCAGUCUAGAAUUUCUUACAACUGUAAAAGGAGAUCCACGGAAAACACCAUAAAAUUCCUUCUGACUGACUUUAAUUCUAACCAAUCCACUUCUGGGCUGAAUCGAGACCCUUCCUCUCCAUUAUUAUGUGACGAGGGUGUUGUGAGUGAGAUGUAUUUUUUCACGAGAGAAACAUCGAUAAAACACUCCAGGCAAGAAUCUACAGACACCCAACACUGUGAAGUUCUUAUUAUUUCUUCUGAAAACCAAACUGAACACACAAAUGACCUCCGAGAUAAUUCUCAAGGAUUUCAUAGUGACAGCUUGGUGUCAGUUAAAGAAAGCAAGCCAAGUACUGAUGAUAAUUUUUCUGGAAAAGUAGUGGAAAAUUGCCCCGACGGACAAUCAUAUAGUGCUACGAACAAUUUCCAAAAAGACAAUGAAAGUACAGCAGAAUCGGGACAGUUUCAGCCUAUCUCUGUGCAAAUGCCUGAGGGAGACAAAUUCUCUCACAACGCAAGUGAAACAUUCCUGUUCAAUUCUAUACAGAACAUAAGUACUGUUUAAUACUCAAUCAUGUUCACUCAGUGAUAUGUGAUUAUGUGGUAAACUUGUAUACAGAUUGUGCUCUCAAUAAUUAGGCAACUAAGGCAAUUAAUUCAACCAAUCUAAAAAUGAUCUUGUGCUGGUGAUAAUGAGCAAGAUAUCUUUUGGAACAAAAUUUUCAAUCGUCAUGAAAACGCAACAAGAAUAUUGCCUAUAAACAAAUUAACAGACUGUUUUCGUUCCAUGAGUUAAUGUGUUUUCAUUAAACUAUGACAGAAUCAUACUGAUUUAAUAGAAAUCAACACUAUAAUAGUGAAAAAAUUUCUGCCGCAUAUUGUAGUCAAGGCAUUGAGUUCUUUGUAAAAUCAUGACAAGAACUCCACAAGGCAGGGUAUAUUUCCUCGCAAUAAGUAUCUACAAGCUUUUUCUUUGAAGUCCCAUAGUGACCUUAACCUUUGAUCCUAAAAUCAAUAAGGUUCUUCCUCGUUUGAUAACACAGCUACAUGUGAAGGAUUGAAUCAAUCAAGCAAAAAAAGGCCUAUAGAGUGUCUAAGAGCUUUAUCUAUGAAGUCCCAAUAUGACCUUGACCUUUGGAUUCCAAAAUUAAUAGGGUUAUUCCUCUCUGAAAAAACAAAGCUACAAGGGGAGUAUGAAAUUCACGGAGCAAAAAUAUGGCACAAGUUCACACCCACCCACACACGAACGGACCCAUUGCAAUGCCCCCUCUCACAAUUCAUUGCAAGCGGAUACAAAAUCUUCAUGCCCGAGUCUAAACUGUUUAAAUAUACAAAAUUGAACAAUCAAUGGAUGUCAAAUUUUCAAAUUGAUUUAUUUCAUGAAAUAAUGAGUGCAUUAUACGUUAAUAAACAAAGGAGAUUAUACUAUUUUAUACAAUAACAUGAUUUCUAUGAUUUUUUUUUUUUUUACAUGAUCCUAUUGAUUUUUAGGUCAACGACCAAGUCACUAACUCAUAUAAAAUAUCAUUAAACAAUAAAAUUGUAAAUAGAUGGUUACUUUAGUUUUCUCCAAGCUUGUUUAAUGACAUUUAAGCUAUAGGUGAAUCUCCGUAUCAUAAGAUCGACCUCUAUUGAUUUUGAGAUCAAAAAGUGAAAGGUCAUAAUUUGUAUAAAGUAUAAAAGUUUUAUACUGUAAAUCUAGUCAUUUUCCCCUCUUUAACAACUGGUAUCUACGUGUUUACUGGUAAUUAAGAGCAAGGCUUAUGUUUUCAAAAAAAAUAAUUACAAGAGGCCCACGGGCCUUAUCGGUCACCUGACUACUACUUAGAAGUAUCACUUGCCCCAAGGGCUAUGAAAUCUAGGAAACAAAUUUCCUGUUCUGAAUAUCAAAGCUAAAUUCUAACAUUCAGCAGCAGUAUCAAACAAGACGUGUUCUUAAAACUUCACUGCCCUCAAAAGUGCAUACACUGAUGAAAAGCUUUACAUAAUAUAAUAUAUGUAUUAAUAAACAUGAAAAGAUAUGACUAAUAUAGACCCAUCCUAGAGUCAAAACCCUGGGGUUGCGAAAUUCAUCAUUUUUUUUUUUUUUUUUUGCUACAUCCUUUUCUGAUAAUUCUAAUUUGCAUUUAGAUUUUAUAUGGUAUCAGCAACCUUAAAGAAGUCCUUUAAAUCAUUAUAAAAAUUUUGGCCCCACCCUGAAACCAAAUCCUUACCCCUUAUGAUCAUGAUAUUUACAAUUUUGGUAAAGGACUACCUGCUCUUUCUAAAUAUCCAUUUAGUUUCAAUUUAGUAUCAAUAGCACUAAAGAAGAUAUAUGUUAUUAAGUGUUUUACACAUAAACAUUAUAUACAAGUUUGGCCCCACCCUGGGGUCAGAAUCCCUACCCCAAGGAUCAUGAAAUUUACAAUUUCGAUAGAGAUCUUCUUGCUCUACAUCACUAUGCAUUUAGUUUUUCUUACACAAGUGCAGUUGUAGAGAAGAAGAUUCUUGAAAAUUGGUCAAUUUUGGGCAAUUUUUGCCCCACCCCUAGGGCCCCGGAAUGCAGGUGUCUUGAAAUUUACAAUUUAUGUCACCCUUAUCCCAAAGAUUUUUCGUACCAAAUUUGAAAAGAUUUAGAAUAGUAGUUAUCAAGAAGAAGUUUUAAAUGUUCAAUUGUUAAUGCACGACAAUGAUAAACACGAUGAUGAACGACGGACAACAAACAACUGCAAUAACACACUAACACACAAUGACACACAACAUUAAAAGUUUAAACAUGAAGUAGUUGCAUGAUGAAAAGAUACAAACAAGAAAUUCUAUUUUCCAAAAUUAAUGAAAGAAUUAACAAUUUAAAAAACAACAAACCACAAGUCACUCUCUUUUUCAAGUUGUACAUAAUUUAAAUCAGAUAGAAAUUAUUUUCAUUUACCGUCUUACAUUGAAAAUUGUGUUACCAUAUAAGCAGAAUUUUUUAGCGAGGAUUUAAUUUUAUUGAAUUAAUUUAUGGAAAAAUUGCUAAAUUUGUGUCUCGCUAAAAAUUCCACUUCUACAGUAAUUGAUAAUAGACACUAACAAAAUUUGUGACGUAAUGACCCAGAUUUUAGUUGGGGUUCCCAUGCGGUUUUUCUCUCUCCAUGUGCAUGUUUUUCUCUAAGUAUUCCAUUCACUUCUACUGUCCUUAGACAAGAGAUAAAAUUCCUGACUAGCUUUUAUUUUUUUCCCCCACAUUUUAGCCUCAUUAGAAGUCGAUAAGCACAAGACACACCUUAAUUUGUGAUAUUUAUAUGCCAUUACCAUACUCCAAAGUUUUGUCAAUUAAGAUUAUAUGUUCUGAACAUUACUAUACAUUGUUUUAACAAUCUCUGGAUUUCAGAUGCUGCCUCAGAUUUAGGAUUCUGAAAUGUAUUUAUUUCAUGCACUUUUUAUAUUUUACUUCAUGAAAGUCAAAUAAAUUACAAAACACUCAUACAGCAUAUUGUAUUCUGUUCCUGUAUAGUUUUGAAUAAAAUGCUUUGAUACAUUGAAA
Molecule: messenger RNA, 5242 nt
Organism: Ostrea edulis (European flat oyster)
Lineage: Eukaryota; Metazoa; Mollusca; Bivalvia; Ostreida; Ostreidae
Product: histamine H2 receptor-like
Exons: 3
Coding region: 626-2302 (558 amino acids)
Biological process (GO): G protein-coupled receptor signaling pathway
Cellular component (GO): membrane
Molecular function (GO): G protein-coupled receptor activity
Source: RefSeq, a predicted model, not a curated record